Podarcis raffonei (Aeolian wall lizard) is the source of this 1817-nucleotide messenger RNA. It is a transcript of the gene GNGT2, whose product is annotated as G protein subunit gamma transducin 2. Lineage: Eukaryota; Metazoa; Chordata; Lepidosauria; Squamata; Lacertidae. Gene Ontology annotation, molecular function: G-protein beta-subunit binding. The transcript has 3 exons. The record is from RefSeq and is a predicted model, not a curated record. Gene Ontology annotation, biological process: G protein-coupled receptor signaling pathway. Bases 175 to 384 code for a protein of 69 amino acids. Gene Ontology annotation, cellular component: heterotrimeric G-protein complex.
AUCAGAUUAAGGACAGGAGACAAUCAGUUCCAAAGCAAGUCACCACCUAAUACCGAAGACGUCUUCGAGCCGACAAGUGGACACGGCAGAGGACAUCAUCUCACCAGCGCAGGCAAAUGUAUCUCUAAAACACAGUGGAGCUUUGGAGGGGGGAACACAUCAAAAGAGGGCAAGAUGGCCCAGGAUAUGACUGAGAAAGAGCUCCUAAAGAUGGAAAUAGACCAGCUGAAAAAGGAAGUGAAGCUUGAAAGACAAAUGGUCUCGAAGACAGCAAAAGAACUCAAGGAUUAUAUAGAAUCCAUGGCUGGAGAAGACCCUCUCUUAAAAGGUGUUCCAGAAGACAAAAACCCAUUCAAGGAGAAGGGAGGCUGUAUAAUAAGCUGACCCCGGCCCUGCCGAAAGAAGAUCAUUGUUGUGUCCUUGUACGAGAAAUACCAGGACUGUAAGAAUCUGUCUAGAGUAACUGAGUGUAAAUGAUCUUCUGCCGGGGGGGCGGGGGUAGGACUCCUUUGUUGGAGUUUCACAUAGAACAAAAGAAUUGGAAAGUGGUCUCCUCCAAAAGAAAAAAGGAAGACGACAAUCUCUCUUUUAGGACCUCACGUUCAAUUCCUUGGGUUGCUUCGAGAGGAAGGAUGGGAUAUAAAUUGAAUAAAUAAAAUAAAUUCCCAUUUUGUAAAUACAUCACCAGUUUCCCAGAGAAGCCUGGUUUUAAUUGCUGGUUUAGUUUUUUGAGUUCGAUUGGGAUAUUAUUUUGUAUGUGUUUCGUUGUUGUUUUUUACUAGCUUCCCAAGAGAAAAAUGUAGGCAAAGGAAAGUAUUCUUCGUGUAGGAUGCUUCUUCUUAAGAAGCGAGUGUCUUUUACAGCUGGGGUGGGGGAUCUGAAGCCCUUGGCCUAACUUCAUGUAACUUGCAGAGAUGGGAUAGCAGAGAGAGACAGAGAGAGCAAUGAAAUCCUGUAGUGCUUCAAACUCCGCCCACUUCUGGCCAUGACUCCCCCCACCAUUGGCUGCACCCUCCCAGUGACUUUUUUCCUGUGGGUCAAUUGCCCUUUCUGGGGGGGGGGGGAGGGUCCUCCACACAUUUACAGAUUUUAUAACCCACAUCUGUGACAUAAGGGGUUCUGUGCACACCGUACGUUUAAAGCACUUUCAAAACCCAAAGAGAAGAGUUUCAGCAGUUGUGUGCUUAGUCCUUCCCCCUCCGAACACUUUUCUGUGUCAAGUCAUACACACACCUCCUUUUUUCUCUUCAUGAGUUUCUUGAGUUUCACUGUCUUUAUGACAUCUGCACAGUACGAGCUCGAACCAGCUUCAGGAGGGGGCAAUUUGAAAAAGAAAAAUGCUCCAAGGUGUGUUUGCCUAAUCCUUUCCCCUCCGGCCAUUUCUUUCUUCCAAACCACCCCACAGAAGCUUUUUCCCGUUCUUGAGUUUUCAGAGCCUCCUGGCUAUAGAGCUUUUAUAACAGCUGUAGGAGUCUAACGCUGAACAGUUGGCCAGCUUUUAUUCUUACUUUCCUACCCUUGCUUCAGGUGGGAUGUCAUAUAUGGAGUGAGACAAAUGAAUAUUAACACUGAGCACAUUAACCAAGAGAUGAAACAACACAGCCCCCGCCUAUUGUCCAUAAUUAUCGUCGAAGAUUAAUAAUUGCCAUCGCUUUUUCUAAAAGUAAUGAGGCUUAUUCUUUACACAGCAUCACCAUAUAUAAUUGUCUUGUAAAAUAACGAUAGCGUUACAAGUCAGGUUUUGAAUUGUCAGUUGUAUUGUGGAGUGCAAAAUACAAUAACCUAAUUGUUUGUAAUUAAAAACGCAGAUCUUUGUG